Molecule: messenger RNA, 2819 nt
Organism: Panicum hallii
Lineage: Eukaryota; Viridiplantae; Streptophyta; Magnoliopsida; Poales; Poaceae
Exons: 10
Coding region: 928-2532 (534 amino acids)
Source: RefSeq, a predicted model, not a curated record
CACACGGCGAAUCCAAGGAUUUCGUUUCAUUUAUUCCCCCUCCUCUGGAACAUAUAAUCUGCCGAGAUUUGCAAGCCAUGCAGAGCCAUCAAUCAGCCGCAUAUUUUUCUCCCGGAAUCAGUUUCUUGCUUCAGUCCAUGUCCAUCCAUCAGGUUCAGGCUCCCUCCAUGACCAAGUUUUCAAGUUUCUGCACGCACACCUACUGUCUGACCCUUCCAAACCUGGGCAGACGAAACGAAACCUUGAGCAUGGAGCAGAGUAGAGCAGUUGCUGAGUCCCGAGUCACCUAACCGGAACACGCAGGAAACCUACCAGAAAAAUGCAAGGCAAGGCCGCAACUAGACUAUCAGAACCUUCUCCCAUCCAUGGCCGGAAUUGUUUAGCCGAGUCCGUCUCCGCUGCUGCGGCUGGGGCAGGGCAGGGCAGGGCAGGGCGGCUAGGGUUCUUCCACCCCUUCUUCAAACACGCGUGACAGCGACCCGUACCAUCUCCCCCUCGGGCCCGGCCGUUUCUUUCUUUAUCCCCCCUCCCUCUCUGAUUUAUACGCCGUGCCUUUGCUGAGCAGAAAAGCAGAGGGAUCAACACGCUUCCGGCAGGGGACACCCACGGGUCCUUCCGCUGCCGUUUAUAUUUAUCUAGCCGCAUGCACAUCACGUUCUCCCGGGCGAUGCGUUGCAUUUGCCAUUGCGGGUCGCGAGUAGAGAGGGAGGCGGCUGAGGAUUGGUUUCAGGUUGCUUUUGGGUGCCCGAUCUCCUGGCCGCUUCAGAAUCGCCGCCCGUGACCCCCCUUGAUAAAGAGGGAGCUUUCUUCUAGCAGUAUCCGCCGAGAGAAGUAGAGAUAGAGGUUAGGGAUUGAGAGAGAUAGAAGGUCCAUCAGUUGGUACUGCUGGAUCAAUUGAUAAGGGCGGUCAGCCAAAGCUAGGCGGGCAUGGGUUCUUGCGUGUCGUCGACGAGGCAGCGGCGGCGGUCGAGGAAGCUGUCGGUGGCGGCGAGGAAGUUCCGGCGGAAGGUCUCCGCUGCGAUCGCCGAUGCGCCGAUCAUCCGCGGCGCCGGCGACGCGGCCGGCUGCUUCACCCGGCACGGGGUCGUCCACGUCGAGGCGCCGGACUCCAACGUCACGCUGCACCUCACCAAGCUGCAGUGGCAGCACAGCCAGAUGGAUGCAGGGAGCGUGGUUUGUGAGGAAGCAUGGUACGAUUCUGUCAGCAUCCUGGAAUCAACGGACUCCGACGACGAUCUCGACAACGAUUUCGCCAGCGUCAGCGGAGAUCCUCUCCCUGAUGUCACCGGCGGCGCAAACGCCCAGCAGGCGCCGUCCCCGUGCAAGGACGCGGCGUGCUUGCUGGGCACCGUGCAGCUCCUCAGGAGCAUCGCAAAUGCAGAAGCAUGCGAGGGCGAACCCCCGGAGAAGAGAGAUGACUCGAGUGCUGCUACCACCGCAACUAAUGGCACCAGCAGCUGCAAAGCCGAGGAGUGUUGCAGCAGCGCAGCGAGAGAAUUUCAGGGCGCCGUGCCAUGCUCGCACAGGCCUUUUCCGGCAUCGAUUCCGAGCAACAAGGUCCAGCCGAUGCCCAUCGUCGGUGUCAGCCCGCACCAGCAGCAGAAGAAGAAAACAGCCAUGGUCAGGCUCUCAUUCAGGAGAAGGUCCUACGAGGGUGACGAGAUGACUGAAAUGUGUGGCUCUGCAAAUUAUCUGUACCGUCCGAGGGCGGGUUUCACGGUGCCCUGCUCGACAGGCGAGAAAAUGUCAGAGGGCUGCUGGUCGGUUCUUGAGCCAUCGACGUUCAGAGUCCGAGGGGAGAGUUUCUUCAAAGACAAGAGGAAGUCCCCGGCUCCGGACUGCUCCCCGUACACCCCAAUCGGAGCAGACAUGUUUGCCUGCACAAGGAAGAUUCACCACAUUGCGCAGCACCUCUCGCUUCCGUCUCUGAAGACUCAUGAGACCUUUCCUUCCCUCCUCAUUGUCAACAUUCAGUUGCCUACCUAUCCUGCUAGUGUGUUCGGCGAUAACGACGGUGACGGGAUAAGCCUAGUUCUGUAUUUCAAGCUAUCUGACAGCUUCGACAAGGAGAUCUCUCCUCAAUUGCAGGACAGCAUCGAGAGGCUUAUGAAUGAGGAAAUGGAAAAGGUGAGGGGGUUCCCAGUAGACAGCACGGUUCCCUACACAGAGAGGCUGAAAAUUCUGGCUGGUUUGGCAAACCCUGAAGACUUGCAGCUCAGCACAGCUGAAAGGAAGCUUGUGCAGACCUACAACCAGAAGCCUGUGCUUUCUCGCCCACAACACAAAUUCUACAAGGGUCCAAAUUACUUCGAGAUCGAUCUCGAUGUGCAUCGGUUCAGCUUCAUAUCGAGGAAAGGGCUCGAGACCUUCCGGGAGCGGCUCAAGCAUGGUGUUCUUGAUCUUGGCCUAACCAUUCAGGCACAGAAGGUUGAGGAGCUGCCGGAGCACGUCCUGUGCUGCAUGAGGCUGAACAAGAUCGACUUCGCCGACAACGGGCAGAUACCGACGCUGAUAACGGCAGCUGAUGAGUGAAUCUGUCAUGUCGCUGAAAGGCACUAACUUUCAGGAAAAGCAAAAGAGAAUGUCGUCGUUCGUGGAUGUUCUUUUAGAUGCUGUUGUAUAGAUCGGAGAUAGUUGUAGGAACUAACUCAUCAUGUUCGUGCAGUAAAUUGCACGCAGAUUUGUGUAAAUACUUGUUGAUCAUUGCCCCAAAGGAAAAGGAAAGAAAAGGCAUUUGGAGCAAUCUGCAGUCUGAAGAUGUAUUAUGUACACAGUACAUGUCUGUUUUUUUCAGUUGAUGCCUACUAAUGGUUCAGCCA